Messenger RNA from Penicillium daleae, 510 nucleotides. Its product is annotated as Apq12 family protein. The record is from RefSeq and is a predicted model, not a curated record. NCBI's taxonomy places the organism in Eukaryota, Fungi, Ascomycota, Eurotiomycetes, Eurotiales, Aspergillaceae. The coding region runs from base 1 to 510 and encodes 169 amino acids. The transcript has 2 exons.
AUGGAUCACCUCCCAGAACCCCUCCAAACAAUCCUCACAAACGCAACCUACACCUACCUCCGCUCAACAGCCCACUCCCAACUAACAACCCACCUCUCCACCUUCCGCACCACCGUCGUAGAUCCCUACAUCCUGACACCACUCUCACAUCUCCUCGCGACAACGCUCGGAUCUUCCACGAUGCCUGAUCUCAUGAGCGCGCUCGUGCUAGGCGGCGUUCUGCUCGUCUCGCUGGUCAUCCUGGAUUACAUACGGCGGUUUGUCGUGUGGUGGGUGAUGUGGUGGGUGCGGUUUAUUGUGCGGGUGGUGUUUUGGGGAUCUGUGGUUGUGCUGGGUGUUUAUGUUUGGAAUGUUGGUGGGGAGCAGGCUUUUAAGGAUGCGGGGAGGGUUUGGGGGUUUUUGAUGGGGUUUUUGCAGGAGGGUUGGGCGAUGAUUGAACAGGGUGGUGCUCCUGGUGGUGGUGGUGGUGCUGGUGGGAAGGGGAUGGGUGGUUCGGGUCAGUGGUGGUAG